Cinara cedri is the source of this 312-nucleotide messenger RNA. The record is from the annotation of a GenBank genome assembly. Lineage: Eukaryota; Metazoa; Arthropoda; Insecta; Hemiptera; Aphididae.
AUGAUAUUGUUCGGAAUGAAACUUUGCCGUAGCGAAAUCCCGUUGUCACUGUUUCUGGCCGGGCCGGGGUAUACUAAAUUACCUGCUCGUUGGCGGUCGUCGAGAAAGAACUCGCCGGUGAGAAAAGUCGACAAAGUUCGGGAGAGAAGAAGUUCGGCGUAUAAUAGCACAAAGACCUGGGCAGGUCGACCCGCGAAAAACGGUGUCGGCGCGGAAGAAGAGGUUAAGCGGAGUGGAAAUGAAAAAGCAAUAAAAAAAAAAAAAAAACAACUAAGAAUGAAAAGAACCCUCAACGCGAACGCACUCCAGUAA